CAGAUCUGCGUCCAGACACGCCAGAUGGAGACAGUCGGAGCGGAGGGAAUUAGCACACAGCAUCAUAAUUCUUUCUGAGAAAAACGCAGGAGGAAGGAUUUGGAUACAGCAUUUCAUCGAGAACGUUUAAAUGGAUUCCGGUUGUUUUAACGCGGCGCAGCGUAUUUCGUGCCACAACAUGAACGCGGAUUUAUUCAAGCCUGUCCCGGAGCGCGGACACCACCAGUCCUCCGCCGCGACGAAGAACAGCAGGAAUAAACCCGAGCACGGCAAACCCGAGCUGGCUCAGGUGGUGACGGACCCCAAGACGGGAAGGUCCUACAGCAAAGGGAAGCUUCUGGGCAAGGGUGGCUUUGCACGAUGCUAUGAGAUGACAGACCUGUCCAACAACAAAAUGUAUGCUGUGAAGGUGAUUCCUCAGAGCAGGGUCUCCAAACCACACCAGAGGGAAAAGAUUACGAAUGAGAUCGACCUGCACAGGUCCCUGUCGCACAAGCAUGUAGUGAAAUUCUCCCAUUAUUUUGAGGACCAUGAAAACAUCUACAUAUUCCUGGAGCUCUGCAGUCGCAAGUCCCUGGCACACAUUUGGAAGGAGAGACGCACUCUGACGGAGCCAGAGGUGCGAUAUUACCUCAGACAGAUCAUAUCCGGACUGAAGUACCUCCACAACCGGGGGAUCCUGCACAGAGACCUCAAACUAGGUAACUUCUUCAUCAACGAGAACAUGGAGUUGCGGCUUGGCGAUUUUGGCCUCGCUGCCAAGUUGGAGACGGUUGAACAGAGGAAAAAAACCAUCUGCGGAACUCCAAACUACUUGGCCCCCGAGGUGCUCAACAGGCAGGGCCACGGCACGGAGUCGGACGUCUGGUCGCUCGGCUGCGUCAUGUACACGCUGAUGUGCGGCAACCCUCCCUUUGAAACGCUCGACUUGAAAGAGACGUACAAGUGUAUAAAAGAAGUCCGAUACACUCUCCCCUCCACAAUUUCCCCCGCUGCACAGAAACUCAUCUCUAGCAUCUUGCAGAAAAACCCCAGCGACAGACUGACUCUGGAUCAAAUUCUCAACCAUGAAUUCUUCUCCAAAGGUUUCACCCCUGACAAACUCCCUCCCAGCAGCUGUGUAAUGGUACCAGAGCUCCAUCCGCCAAGCCCUGCCAAGAAGUUCUUCACUAAAAUGGCAAAGAGCUUCUUUGGCAAGAAAAAGGCAAAAGCAGAGAAGAUUCCAUGCGAGGAAAAAGACGACAAAGACAUUUCCAAGCUGGUGUCGGGCAUCGUUAAGUGUUCCAUCAACAGGCAGAUAAGCUACAAAACAGUGGGAGCCAAUGAGGGACCUUCUCCUGGUGAUCAGCUGGUCAGUCCCAUGCCUCUCGAACAAACUCCUGCUGAGGAGGAGUCCAGAAAGUCAAUCUCCCGCUCCUUCAAGGGAACCAUGGCCAGCAGCACCGAACCCUGUGAGGAUGUCCUGACUCCUGCUGCUGUGGCUGAAGCUGCCAUGAAGGAGCUGAAGAACUGCCUGGCCAACAUGCCUGCAGCUACCAGAAACCCGCCUUGCUUGUCCCGGCCUCAGUCCUUCCUUUGGGUCACAAAAUGGGUCGACUACUCCAACAAAUAUGGUUUUGGAUACCAGCUCUCCAACCAAAGCAUCGGCGUGCUCUUCAAUGAGGGAACGCAUCUCAGCCUCUGUGACCAACGCAAGACGGUUCACUACUGCUUGACCAACAACAAACACUUCACAUUCCCAACCCAGUCGCUACCUGAGCAGCUUCGCAGCCAGAAGCAGAUUGUUGAACUCAUGGCCAACUACAUGGAACAGAACUUGAUGGAGGGUGGCGAUCUUCCUUGUGAGGAGCAAAGCUCCGGACCCCCUCCUCUGCUGCUUCAGUGGGUCAAGACCGACCAUGCUCUUGUCAUGCUCUUCAACAAUGGCACCCUGCAGGUGAACUUCUACACCGACCACACAAAGAUCAUCCUGUGCAAGUCGUCCGACGACGCCUACCUGCUCACCUACAUCAGCCGGGAGCGCGUCUCGUGCACGUACCUCCUCAGCAUGCUAAAUGAGAUGGGCUGCACUGCUGAGCUACGUCACCGACUCAGAUAUGUGGUCCAGCUGCUCCAACACCACACUGACGCCUGAGAACAGAGCUCUCGGUCUUACAGGCUGAGUGGCAGAUACUUAAGAAGCAGCCAGACCGGUUACUGACUUUGUUUUUUGUUUUUUUUUUCUUUGUUUCCCUUACUUGGCCUUUGCUCGUUUUUGUUUACUUGUUUUUGUUAAGGCAGUGCAGAGGGCAGGUGAAGCCUGUUUUUAACUGAAAACCUGCUCAAUUCGACUGAGUGACAAUCUUUCCUGGACUCCUGUUGCCAGGGUGAUUGGUUUGAAUGACCUUGAUGACAUUGAGCGGUGGUGAAGUUACCCAAAGAAGCGUCUGCCCGAAGGGUUUGUGCCUACCAGUUUUUGCCUCCAAAAGGUAUCCACCUGGAAGGUUUUGAUACCUGAAAGAAGAGAUUAGUACCUUGUCUGAAACGAUGGAAGGCGUACAUGAAGACCCACUUAACUCUCCUUUACUCACUCAGAACCGUUGCUUCUCGAUGGAUCUUUGUGCACCAAUGACCCUGCAGCCGUUCAGCUGAUUGACUGUGCAGGCACGGUUUCUCAAAGGUUCCUAAACACUAAAACAAAACUGUUCAAAUCGCUUGCAAAUGAAAAGGGUUGAUCUUGUGGUUGAAAUGCGGUGAGGCUCUGUUUU
Molecule: messenger RNA, 2747 nt
Organism: Poecilia latipinna (sailfin molly)
Lineage: Eukaryota; Metazoa; Chordata; Actinopteri; Cyprinodontiformes; Poeciliidae
Gene: plk3
Product: polo-like kinase 3 (Drosophila)
Exons: 15
Coding region: 131-2134 (667 amino acids)
Biological process (GO): mitotic spindle organization; Golgi disassembly; mitotic G1/S transition checkpoint signaling
Cellular component (GO): nucleus; spindle pole; kinetochore
Molecular function (GO): protein binding; protein serine/threonine kinase activity; ATP binding
Source: RefSeq, a predicted model, not a curated record